CGCGAGAUCUUGCGUGGGGCAGCAGUAGUAAAGCGAAUAAAAGUGUCUUUUUAAAGUGAACAAGUGUGCCAUCAUGAGCACCGCUCCGCAGGCGGGACCGUCCGGCAUUGGGCAAAUGCGGAGAACCAAGAACCGCUGGACGACCACCAAAUUGGAGCACCUUGUGCGAGUGUGGAGCUACUACUAUAAAGACCUGCAGUUGAAACGGGAUCAUCCGGUGCCGAUUUACCGUCGCAUUGUGGACGAGAUGGUGCGGAAAGGGUACAGUGCAUCUUUAGAAGAUGUCCGGGGACGCAUCCACAACCUAGCCGCCAAGUUCAGAAAGGAGGCCGUCCUAUCUCAAGCCUCUGGGCGACCAUCGAACUGGCCGUUGUUCUACCAAAUCCAAGAGUUCAUGAAUUAUGAAGUGCCGCAGAUGGAAGCAGAACCAAAGCUACGGGCAACUACGUAUAUUAUAAACAGCGGUGAGAUUUUGUCUACGGAACCGCAAUAUCUGGAGGAGGAGCGGUUAGAGGAAAACGGUGAAUCGCAGAAGGAGACGCUAAGCGACGAUAAAGCGAUGGAAGUAGAACACCUCGAAGAUGACGGCCUCGAAGAGGAACGCCUUGAAGAGGAGCGUCUGGAAGAGGAGCGUCUCGAAGAGGAGCGUCUCGAAGAGGAGCGUCUCGAAGAGGAGCGUCUCGAAGAGGAGCGUCUCGAAGAGGAGCGUCUCGAAGAAGAGCGUCUUGAAGAGGAGCGUCUCGAAGAGGGGCGUCUCGAAGAAGAACCUCUCGAAGAGGAGCAUCUCGAAGCGGAACGUCUCGAAGCAGGACGUCUCCAAGAGGAACGUCUCGAAGCGGAACGUCUCGAAGCGGAGCGUCUCGAAGAGGAAUGUCUUGAAGAGGAUCGUAUCAAAGAGAAUGAAGAAUCAGACCAGUCACAGGAUAAAGAUAUCGUUCAGAACCAGCCAUCUUUGCCACAGAGACCGUUAUUGAAGGAAUUGCAGGAAGAAAUACAACAGAAACAAAACAAACUACAGCAACAAGCAAAAGCCCGGCAACAGCAAAAAUUGCCUCAACGGCAGCUUGUGCCGGCACAGCAGCAUCCACGGCAAACAAACCAGCAACAGCAACCAAAGCUAACCGAGCAGCAGCAACCGCAUAAAAUGGUCCGACAACCGAUACCAUCGACGACGCAACGACAUCCACCGCAGCACCGACAAGAACAGAAACAGCAAAACCGGCAACAGCAGCUACAAGAACAGAGACAACAAAACCGGCAAGAGCAACAGCAACAUCAGCCGCAUCGACAAGAACAGAAAGAGCGACAUCAAACGCAUCGACAAGAUCAGAAACAGCAACACCGGCAAGAACAACAGAAACAGCCGCAGCGACAAGAGCAGGAACAGCAAAACCGGCAAGAACAACAGCAGCAUCAGCGACAAGAGCAGAAACAGCAAAACCGGCAAGAACAACAGAAACAACAGAAGAGGCGAGAACAGAAACAGCAACACCGGCUAGAGCAACAGCAACAUCAGCCACAUCGACAAGAGCAGAAACAGCAACACCGACAAGAACAACAGCAGCAUCAGCGACAGGCACAGAAACAAAAACGCUGGCAGGAGCUGAAGCAACAGCAGCAGCUACAUGAACAACAACAGAGAUCACAACAGCAAUGGCAGCGCAAACUGCGGAGAAUACAACAUAAACAGCAAAAAAUGACGACCGACGAUGAUACGUGCGGAGAAGAGACACCUUCACCACCGCCAACGCCUCCGCCACCACCACUGAGGACAUUGAAGCACAAAGCAAGCGAGAGUAGAACAACAUCAAAAGACCGGUCACGAGAACCGAGGCAAAGGUUACUGCAAAUCAAAAGCAACCAUCGUUUGGAGACCAUCGACGAUUACUAUGCGAAGCUGUACUGCAAUAACAUGCUGGCCGACGUGACACUGGUUGUGUGGCACGAGGGCGAAACGAUAACGCUUCCUGCACACCGUGUGAUACUGUGCAACCACAGUCCGUACUUUGCGGCUAUCUUCGAAAAAGUAAGCGCUAUUGUGGGCUUGGGUGCAGUUUUGAUGAUACUCCCGACGGAUAUACCACUGAAAGUGAUGGAGCUGCUGCUACAGUUCAUCUAUUCCGGGGAAGCGUCUAUUCCGGCCAACAUGAUCGACGAUGUGUGGCGCUGUGCCGUGCAAUUGAAGAUUCGUGGGUUCUGGAGUGAAUCGAGGGGUGAAUCCAAUGAACCACUGGUCAGUCAACCGGAACAGCAGCUGAACGCUGGGCUUCCAAGUGCGGUACACGAGAAGGUGCAAUCAGAUCGUAGGCGAAAUGGUGGUACAAAGCGUGGGCGAAGUCGUUCGGAAGAAAUAGAGGAGAACAGUAGGCAGGCUAGAAAGAGAGCUCGACGGCAUGAGCCAUCGCCAUCGCCAUCGCCAUCCCCAUCCCCAUCGCCAUCCCUAUCGGAUGUGGAUGAGUUCGAUAAGAUCGAGCUGAUCGAGGUGUCGUCCGAGCUUGGUUUUGAUCUUUUGCGUUCGGACUUGGACGAGGAUGGGGAUGAUGCCGAUGGGGAAUACGCCGACGAUAACGAGGAGGAAGAGAUGGAUGAGGACGAAGAAGAGGAGGAGGACGAGGGUGAGGACGAGAAUCACGAGACGAACGAAGAAGACGAGGAGCAGGCUACCGGCGAAGAAGAUGAAGCGCGCAGCAUCGAUGAGUUUGAUGAUGAUGUUGACGGUGAGGAGGAGGAGGAGGAGGAGGAGGACAGUGAAGAGAGUGACGAAGAAGAUAGUGACGGGGACGAUGGGGAUGAGUAUGAAAUCCUGGGCGUGGAUGAUAACGGCGUCGAAGAGGACGAGGUUGGGCAAGCAGUAAAGAGUGAAAGCCCGUGCGAUGAAGCUGAACAGGAGCCAAAGGAAGGAACGGCUGAACGAAACAUAGCCAUUGACCAACCUCCUGAUACACUUGAGAGUGUACAGGAGAGCGUAGACAACCCAACCGUGUCGUGCGUGAAACCUGAAGCCGAUCUGACACCGCCACCUUCUUUCCCAAACUCGCCACAGGAAGUAGGGUGCGAAACCAAACUAGAAAUCAACGGCGGCGUAAUUAAGGUAGAGAGCAACGGCUACGCAAGUAAUGGCGUAGUGGGCGAUGUUGGUUGCCAAAGUAACAGCGCUGCCAGUAGGCUACCACCGGUGGUGGGAACCAGCGUGCAGCCCAGUAGCCGGGUUCGGAUCGAUUCCAGCAUGAAUCAAACGAGCCAGCAACGUGUCGCCGUUACAACACCCUUCGCCACACGCGGUCCAGUUGCAGUCUAUCGGAAACGACAGUACCGGAGUUUCACAUGCAAACUGUGCCCAAUGAACUUCACCAUGGCGGACAAUUGGUUGAAGCACGUGGAAAAGACGCAUGCCCGGGACACGCGGAAUCUGAACCGGUUCGCUCUUCAAGUGCAGGAUAAGCCAACGAAGUCGUACUGCUGCGAUUUGUGUCAGAAGUGCCUUACGUCCGAGUUUGACUGGGUGCAGCAUGUCAUCUGCCAGCACACCGAGCUCUAUCCGCACUACUUCGCCGAGUCGUUCGGAGUGACGCCGCCGGAGUGACGGGUGUUGUAAACGACGAUCCGCGUGCCGACCACUGUGUGGUCCCGCAACCUUUUGCCACGGUCUCACAGUAGCAUCCGUUUGCCAUGUACAAAUUCGAAACUAGCGGUAAGCGGUUUAAGGAGAUAGUUAAGUUUUACAAAGUUCAGCAGAAUCCGCCGCCAAUCACCAUUCGUGCUGUGUACGUUUGCUGGCCUCCAGGGAGAGAGAGAGAGAGAGAUAAUAGGAAUAUAUUUUUCGGGCGAUUAUCCCCAAAUGAAUGAAUGAAUGAAUGAGACGCCAGUGCUGCGACAAUGAUUUCCGGGUUCAAUCUCAAAUCAAACGCAAUUGUACAA
Molecule: messenger RNA, 3918 nt
Organism: Anopheles aquasalis
Lineage: Eukaryota; Metazoa; Arthropoda; Insecta; Diptera; Culicidae
Biological process (GO): regulation of transcription by RNA polymerase II
Cellular component (GO): nucleus
Molecular function (GO): protein binding
Source: RefSeq, a predicted model, not a curated record